AUGGCGCACACGUUUGCUCACUUUGCGAUCGUCCUCGCUGUGCUGCUCUCGCUCUCCUGCAGCGCCAUCGCCGGGCGCCGUGAGCUCAUAGCCAGUGGCGCCACUGCCGUCAAACGCUACGUAGCGUCGGCGUCAACGCUUGCUUCGAGCAAUCGUGCAUUGACUGGCUCGUGCUCCCUGCGUGCUGACGUCACGUCUACCUACCAAUCGUUUACUUACACCCUCAGCGUUGCGGGCAUACCUGUCGGCAAGUCAGCAACUGUCACAGCUGCCGGUUUCUACAGGGUCAGCACGGGAGCCCUCGUGAAGGCCAUUCCCUGCACGGCCAAGGCGGACACAGCAACGGGCACUUGGAGCUGCGACGCGGAUGGCGGCGCACAGCUCACCUCGGCUUAUGUGCCUAUCGACCCGAUCUCAGCGUUAGUAAGCGCUGGGGUGUACGCGUCUCCCUCGAGCUUUUAUUUUUCUGUCAAAGUUGAUGGCGUUGAAGUGAAGGGGAAUGUUGUCGCAUCGAUUGGUCGGUACUACGUACAGUAA
Messenger RNA from Closterium sp. Yama58-4, 537 nucleotides. NCBI's taxonomy places the organism in Eukaryota, Viridiplantae, Streptophyta, Zygnematophyceae, Desmidiales, Closteriaceae. The record is from the annotation of a GenBank genome assembly.